This is a messenger RNA of Hordeum vulgare subsp. vulgare (domesticated barley), 1038 nucleotides long. RefSeq lists its product as uncharacterized. NCBI's taxonomy places the organism in Eukaryota, Viridiplantae, Streptophyta, Magnoliopsida, Poales, Poaceae. The transcript has 2 exons. The record is from RefSeq and is a predicted model, not a curated record. Bases 1 to 1038 code for a protein of 345 amino acids.
AUGGCUCGGCAGGACGUGCUCAUGGAGCCCCAGUCGCCCGGCUCGCCGGCCUCUCCGGACAAGCCGUCGGCACCGGAGCUGCCGGAGCCUUAUUCCGAAAUGCGGUCGUUGGACGAGGAUGCCGCGGUAAAGCCCGACCGGCGGACAUCGUCGUCGUCGUCUUCGUCGUCCAGGGCGUCCUCGGCCGAGUGCGUUUUCCAUGUCGACGCGUCCGAGAUGCACACCCCGUUGGUUGUGGCAGCGGCAGAGGGCGACGACGACCAUGCCGACGCCGGCACGGCCGCGGAGGCGAAGUUACCCGCUGGCGACUGGGUGUCAUGGCCGGAGCCGUCGUCCGACGGGGGCACGGUGUCUGCGGCGCCGGAGGCCCAGACGAUGGCCAAGCCGGCGGUCGAGGGCUUCAACCCGGACAGGAUCCCGGCGUCCGUCUUCCAGCCCAAGGCGGGGUCGCAGGCGGACUGGAGCAUCACUUCCAACGAGUCGCUCUUCAGCAUCCACGGCGCCAGCCUGAGCACCUCCGACGACUUCUACGCCCCCAGCAGGUCCCACUUCGACUACUUCUACGACGAGGCCAUGGCGGCCGGCGGCGGCGGGUUCCAAGACGGGAAGCUGCCGCCGCUCGCGGAGGUGCCGGGCAGCGCGAUGUCGGACGCGAGCGAGGGGAGCGCCUCGGCCAAGAGAGGGAUCCGGCGGCACGAGAGCGGCUCCAUCGGCAGCUCCAGCAACUUCUCCUUCGCCUUCCCAAUACUGGCCGAGCCGUCGCCGGGGACGAAGGAGAGCAUGGGCGGCUACCAGCAGCUGCAGAAGGAGCAGGAGCAGUCGCCGCCGACGCCCUCGAACCGCAAGUCGCAGUUCGAGGAGAUGACGACGGAGGAGGAGCGGCGGCCGCCCAACACCGGGUGGUGCUGGUGCGGGGAGUGCUGCGGCUGCUGCUGGUUCGCCUGCUCCUGGCCCACCUGCUGCUGCCAAUGGCGGUGGCGGUGCUGUUCUUGCUCAUGCUCCUGGCCAACCUGCUGCCAGUGCAGCUGGUGCCUCUGA